This is a messenger RNA of Vespa crabro (European hornet), 9204 nucleotides long. RefSeq names its product discoidin domain-containing receptor 2-like. Gene Ontology annotation, biological process: cell surface receptor protein tyrosine kinase signaling pathway; protein phosphorylation; multicellular organism development. Lineage: Eukaryota; Metazoa; Arthropoda; Insecta; Hymenoptera; Vespidae. Gene Ontology annotation, molecular function: protein tyrosine kinase collagen receptor activity; collagen binding; ATP binding. Gene Ontology annotation, cellular component: signaling receptor complex. The coding region runs from base 480 to 3341 and encodes 953 amino acids. The transcript has 17 exons. The record is from RefSeq and is a predicted model, not a curated record.
CUGGCGCGACGCUCAGUCCGUUACGGGGUCGCGAGGACUACGCACGGUCUUAUAUGUUCUCGCGACUUCCUCCUUCCGGAAGGAUUUGGUACUUGAUGAUUUAAGACGUAGACGCGCCAAAAUCAUUUUCUUAAAUCAACAAGAACGAAAUGAAGUAAUAGUGUUUCUGUGAUAUCGUGACAUAACGUGACUCGUUGACAAUCAUGCUUUCGUGUUUUGCUACGAUCAAUUGGUGAUAGUGCUAGAGAACGACGGACCACGACAUUGCACUUGGUGAACAACCGAGAUAUUUUCGUGACAACGAGCAAGGACAUCCCAUAACUUCGACGUCGUUUUAUCAAACACCGAGUGACUUCUUUUUGGUAUCAAGUGUAACGGAUGUAGUGCAGAAAAUGUUACACUUGACGAGGACUGAAAUGACGCAGGAGUCACGGUGAGAAAAGGGCGAGGGUUUCACCCUCGCACGAAAAGGGGGUGCCAUGGCGAAGAACUUUAGUUUCGUCGUUGGUGCAAGCCCAUCGACUACUCCUCUCCUUAUUCGUCUCCUCCUAGUCGGCUUCAUCUCGUUCGUUCCAGCAACUCUUGCCGUGGAUCUUUCACAAUGCAUCGCACCACUGGGCAUGGAAUCCGGAGCAAUACCGGAUAAGGACAUCACAGUCAGUUCCACCUACGAUGCCGGAAAUGUUGGCCCGCAUCUGGCACGGUUGAAAACGGAGAGCCUCGGUGGUGCUUGGUGUCCAAAGAAUCAGAUCACAAAGGAGGCGAAAGAGUGGUUGGAAAUUGAUCUUCACACUGUCCAUCUUAUUACUGCCACCGCUACUCAAGGUCGUUUUGGGAACGGACAAGGUGUCGAGUACUCAGAGGCUUAUCUUUUGGAGUAUUGGCGACCACGAUUGGGCAAAUGGGUUCGUUAUAGGGACAUCAAAGGACAAGAGGUAAUACCAGGCAAUACGAACACGUAUUUGGAGUCCAAGCAUGAACUGGAGCCACCUCUGUGGGCUAGCAAGAUCCGUUUUCUGCCCUUCAGCCGUCACACGCGGACAGUUUGCAUGCGGGUCGAGCUCUACGGGUGUUACUGGAGCGAUGGUGUGGUUUCCUACUCGAUGCCUCAAGGUGACAAAAGAGGAAACGAAUGGGAAUUCUUCGACGCUACUUACGAUGGCCAUUGGGACGAUGAACUUCGUCGUGGACUGGGCCAAUUAACUGACGGUAAAACGGGCCCAGAUGAUUUCAAGAUGGGCUAUUAUGACGAUCGAGGACAAGGUUGGGUUGGCUGGAGAAAUGAUACACGAAGUGAUCAACCGAUUGAAAUUAAAUUUGAGUUCGAUGUAGUCAGAGAAUUCUCGGCAAUUCAUAUUUACUGCAACAACCAGUUCACCAGAGACGUUCAGAUCUUCUCGCAAGUCGACAUACUCUUCAGUAUAGGUGGGAGAUACUACAACGGUGAGCCGAUUACCUACACCUAUAUGGAGGACAAAAUAUUCGAAACGUCUCGUAACGUCACCAUCAAGCUUCACCAUCGUAUUGGCAAGUACGUGAAAUUGAGACUCCAUUUUUCCGCCAGAUGGAUCAUGAUCAGCGAAGUGAUUUUCGAUUCUGAUGUAGCUCACGGUAAUUUCACAACGGAAGAACCACCUACCACGGAAUCACCGAUCCAAAGUGAUGUUUUUGUUGAAAAAAAUGGAUCAGGCGUUGACGGUGAACUUCCUGUUUCAACUGCUAAACAUGAUGAUCCAACUUACAUGGCAAUCGUAAUCGGUAUAUUGAUGGCAGUGAUACUACUCCUUGCCGUGGCGAUAUUUUUGAUUGUUUCAAGGCACAGACAACGCAAAUGCUUUGCCAGUCCGAUGACUGGAAAAGCCCCAUCUCAUUUAGGUUCAACCUGUGCCACCGUUGAAAAAGGAGCAGCGUUGAUGGCUUAUACUUUGGAAGACGACGAAAGAUACGCCGGGGGUUCUUUGCCUACCCUACCACGUGAUCUGGGCAAUCGUCUCCUGGAUAUCGCCAAGCUCGAUGACUAUCAGGAACCCUACCAAGCGUUGAAGUAUGCUCCAUACUACAGCUACAGUACCGUCGUUAUGGAGAUGAAAGACAUGAUGCUGAACAACAAGGGCACCAACAUCAAUCACUCAGCAGUGUACGCGAACGGUGCAGUUGACACAUCGUACGAUUAUGCGGUACCGGAACUCGGCACGGUACCUCUCCUCAACCAAGAAGGAACCGGAGGAUGCGCUAGAACCACCACAGUAUCCAGUACUACCAGCGACAAGGAUAGUCUCUUCUCUAAAAAUUCUUCACAUAGCACUAAAACCGAGGACAAGAAGUCACCAACACAACAGGAGGUACUGUCGGCCUUGAAAAGACGUCUCGAGCAAACGAGCGUGCCGCUCUUCCCACGACAUCGCCUUCGCAUGCUUUCCAAACUCGCUGAAGGUGCUUUCGGGACGGUAUAUGUUGCUGAAGCCGAAGGGAUUCCUGAGUAUGGAACAACGACCACCCUUGGCAAACGUUUCGUCGCCGUCAAGUUUUUAUUACCGGAAGCCAGCGAGAAGGAAAAGCUCGAUUUUCAGAGAGACGUGAGGAUUUUGGCGGCACUCGAGGAUCGCAAUAUCGCUAGGGUUUUGGGUGCUUGCUGCCGUGAGGAACCCUACUGCGUUGUGAUGGAAUAUUUGGAACAUGGGGACCUCUGUCAAUUCCUAAAGACGCAUAUCACUGCAGAGGAUGCCCAUUCCAUGCCAAUCGGUGUUAAGACGCUUAGUUUCAACUGUCUCAUCUAUAUGGCAGCGCAAAUCGCAUCGGGUAUGCGGUAUCUCGAGAACCUCAACUUCGUGCAUCGGGAUUUGGCUACUAGGAAUUGUUUAGUUGGAAAAGCUUAUCAUAUCAAGAUCUCAGACUUCGGUACAGACAACGAACUAUAUGCCUGUGACUAUUAUAAAGUGGAUGGAACUGUACCUUUGCCUGUUCGUUGGAUGGCUUGGGAAUCUAUAUUUUUAGGCAAAUAUACAACGAAGAGCGACGUAUGGGCAUUCGCGGUGACUCUUUGGGAGAUUUUAAAUUUAGGAAGACGAAUUCCUUAUGAACAUUUAUCGAACGAAGAAGUGGUUGAGAGUCUCCGAAGAUUUCAUCGUGCUAACGAAGAAGAUGGCUCCGCUUCAGAAAGUGGUUGUACCGAUGGAACGAACGAUCAUUUUGAUUAUUUACCUAGACCAACAGCUUCAUCGAAAGACAUUUACGAUCUGAUGCUCGAAUGCUGGCGUCGCGAGGAAAACGAACGUCCGACGUUCCGCGAGAUCUCGCUUUUCUUACAACGGAAGAAUCUCGGAUACGCGCCAACAUCUUGAUAUUGAAAUGUGAACACCAACGAGGGUUAUAAUUUCUUUCAUGGAACUUUCCGAUCUGCCGACGUUAUGAGGAUCGAACGAUGAUAUAACUUCAUCGAUUUUUCUUCUAUUUGUUAAUUAUCAGCUUCAGGACGGAUUUAUGAACUUUGAUAACGUAGAUCGUUUGAAAAUGUCAAUCGGAAAUACGUGAAGGUUCCAAUUUGAUCGGCAACAUUCAUGAAUAAAUAAAUAUCUUCCAAUUAAUUAGGAGUUUAACUUGAAGCAUUUUAUGGAAAUUAUAUGGGCUGAGAAAAUGUAUUUUUGACGAUUAACACGUCUACGGAAAGGAUGUUAUCGUAUUGGUUCUCUUAUACUAUUUUGAUGAGAGAUCGUUAGGAGCCUAUAUCGCAAACAUUCCUUAUUAAAAUUUACAAAAAACUCCCGCUUGAUUGGAAUCAUCAAAUUCUUUGUCGUUUUCUUUUUGUUUUCGACGAGAAGAUAAAGAGCUGAGAAUACAUACAUUUGAUAUUUCUAAGAGACGAGAAUAUGACGUUGGACUGUGACUUCGACAAUCCAAUGAGUGCGCCGUGGUUCUUAAUAACUCGUUUAUAACAAAAGGCUACUGGUUUAUAUGACUGAACGAUAGAAUGGCGAUGACGCCUCUGAUGUAAUAAACUUAAGAUUAAAUGGAAAAAAAAAAAAAAAUGAAAAAAAAAAAAUAAGAAAAAAAAGGGGGAAAAAAAAUGAGAAUGAAAAAGACAAAGAAAAAGAAAAGAUAAAGAUAAAAAUAAAGAGAAAACUAUUCAAGAUUCUUCGUAAAGUAAACGUUUAGGAGCAAUACAAUGUAAUUAGCUAUUAAAUACUGCUGUGAACAUUCCUGCAUAGACGAGUAUGUAUCUAUGCCUUUAAAUAAUUACUUGAUCGAUUAAUCAUGAUACGAUCGAUAAUUCAGCACAAUGCUCGUUACUUAACCGAAUAAAAGUAGCGGCGAUGAGUGAUUGUUUGUUCGUUGGGUUUUUUUUUUCUUUUCUCUAUUUAAUUAAAAAUUACAUCGACCAUAAUGGCAAUAUAUUAAUUAUAACAAUAUAAACGCUGUGACUAUCGUUGCUAAUUAAUCGAAAAUUGCGAACGGAUGUGUGCGAUCAGUAUGAUGGAAUGCGUGUGUAUAUGAGUAUGCGUGUAUCGAUCUAUUUCUCUUCGAUAUUAUAUAAAAUAAAAUUAAAAAAAAAAAAAAACCUCUUCGAGACAAGUCUGCAUGUAUAUACAUAUAUGUAUAUAUAUAAUAUAUAUAUAUAUAUAUAUAUAUAUAUAUAUAUAUAUAUAUAUAUAUAUUCGUAAUGAUCAUAAGCAAAUUUUAUAGAAUUAAAACGAUACCAAGCGACAUGGAGUUUUCAUAUUUGUUUUUAAUAUUAAUUAAAAAAAAAAAAAAAACUUGAAUAAUUUAUUUUACUUUUAAUAUAUAUAUAACUUUUAUCAUACUUUUUAAUUCAUGUCACUUAUAAUAGUCGGAUGCAAGGACUUUCAAGAAUGCUAAGAAUUGAAAUUCGAUAACGUUGUGCUGUUCUUGUAAUGAACAUUCAUAUCGAUAUAUCGAAACGAAUCAUCGAAUGAAAAGUAAAAAAAGAAAUACAUAAAUUGAAAUAAACAUAUAUUCGAUUAACGGCAAUAUCGAGAUAUUAUGACAACAGACAUGUUAUUAAUAAAAAAAAAAAACAAAAAAAACAAAAACAAAAAAAAAACAAAAAAAAAAAGAAAAUUCUAUAUGCUAGGCGGGAUCAAUGAUACUAGUAUAAAUAUAUCGUGCAUAGGAAUGCAUUAAUAAACAUAAUAAUAAUGAUUAUUUCUUUUGAAAAUCACAAUACAUUUUCUUUCGAAAAUUUGGAAAGAAAAAAAAAUCAUGAAAAUGCUUGUUCGUUGUUAAUGAAUGAAGCUUUUGGAAAAUAUCAUUUUCGCAAACGUUUCAACAUAUCGUGCUGUGUUCCUUCGUGCUUAUUUCAACGAAAGAAUAAAAGUUGAGAGGUGUAAAAGAGCAUAGAAAAUUGAAAAGCAAUAGGUAAAGAAAUCGGAGUAUAUUAUACAAGUGUAUAUAUAUAUAUAUAUAUAUAUAUAUAUAUAUAUAUAUAUAUAUAUAUAUAUAUAUGUAAGUGCAUAAUCACUUUGACGAAAAUUUAAUUGGAACGAAAGAGUUCAACGAAACGAUUCAAUCAUUAAGUUCCAUUGUAUAUGUAUAUGACAGAUAGAUUACUACGGAAAAAAAAAAUACUGUUGUCUUUCAUAAUGCUGUUUUAUUUUUCUUAUUCGUACUUUGUUGUACGUAAAGAAAAGAUGAACAACAUUGUGAAAUGUAAUAGUACGCGUAAUCUUAACGUAUAGGCGAUGUUACCGUUAAAACGUUAAAAAUACUAUUUAUAUAAAUUAAUCUAAUGCCAUUUAAGGAAGUAGAUAGUCAGAAAAUUAGUCAUAUACGUUUUUCGAUAUAUGUUUAAUUCGAGCGUAACUAAAAAAUCGAAUUAGUCUCGUACAUUUGUACGAACGAGAUCAAAUUUGUGUCUAUCUGUUCGUGUUUUUACCUAUAGUCGUACCAAAAAUGAUUCGAUUCAUUUUUCUUUAAAAAAAUCUCUCAAAUUUCUUUCUCACGAUUGCUAUUUCCAAAUGAAAUUAAAUUCAUCAACUUAGAUAUACAAAAUGAAAAAUAAAACGUAUAAAUAGACACAAUGUUUGAUUUUAAUCACAUACAUUGUAUUAACAUUAAUUGAAAGAUAUGAAUUGUAGUUUCGCUCGAAUUACAUUGAUAUAAAAAUAAUGCUGCCUUUGGCUAUAUCGUUGCCCCUACUGCUAAAGAGUAACUCACUUGUCUACUCAUGUGAUAAUUCAGUAUAUCUCUUCGUAUCUACCUGUACCUAACUAGCUCGAUGAAAUUUUCAGAAAUGAAAGGAUUACAUUUUUCAAACUCUGUGUGAUCAAAAAGAAUUUUUCUUUUCUUUUUAUUCAUUUAUUAUAGACUAGCGUUGGAAAGAACAGUCAACCACGUUGCUUAUAUCUGUUCUUUUUUUUUUCUUUUUUAAAUUAAAAAUUAAUUCCCUUAAAGAAAUUGCGAAUAAAAAUAUAAUCCUUUCCUAUCUGAGAGAAAUAAUAUCGAGAUGACUAUUCUACCUAAUAUGCGCCUUCUCCGCCAAUUAUAUCGAAUAAUUUUAAGUUCGUUGCGACUUAAAGCUCUGUCAAAGUCGUUAGUUAAGUGAUCGCUACGUGCUGAAAAAAGUCAUACGAAUAAGUGUUAUCGUGUAAUAAUUCAUUCAAAAGUCCCUUGUUUCGCAUAUUUAAUAUAUUACUAUAAAUUAUUUUGUAGAAAUAUAUCACUCUCUGCAGGUUAAUUAGAACGUGUAAAAAAAGAAAAAAAGAAAAAAAAAGAAAAAAAAAGGAGAAAAAAAAAAGAACAAAGAAAAGAAAAAGAAGAAAGAGCGACUACUUAAAGUAAAUUGAAUUAAGCAGCAUAGUUUAAUAACUUCUUUUGAAAUGAAGCUUGAUUUUGAAAGCAAUCGGAUUACCGAUCUAUCGUGGAAUUGAAUGAAAUCUUUAAGAGAUAAAUAAAUAAUCGGAAAGAGACUAUGAAGAGCUCACCUAGUUAUAUCUUCUGUAUCGGACACGGGCGAAAUUUAGCUUUUUUUUUUUUUGUUUUUCUUCUUUGCUUCAACAUUAAAGACUUUUAAAUAUCGAAUAUCCUCGUCGAUAGAGAAAAAACAAAAAAAAAAAGAAAAGAAGGAAAGAGAUCAAAGAUAAGAGAUGAAAAAAAUGCAGAAAAAAAGAAAUAUUCAUCCCGUGUCUGUUCUUACAAUGCUAUUAAAUGAGAGAGAAAGAAAAAAAGGAAAGAAACCUUAAUCGUUAUAGUCAUAAAAUUAUUUUGUACUAAAAACUGUUUAUAAUUUUGUAUCUAAUCUCUGUAAAUACUAAACGGGUCGUUUUCGACUUAAAAAAAAGAAAAAAAGAAAGAAAGAAAGAAAGAAAGAAAGAAAAAAAAACAUAAAAAAAAGAAGAGAAGGAGGAGGAGGAAGAAGAAGAAGAAGAAGACGAAGAAAAACUAGAGACAAUGAAAUACGACGCGAGAGUGUCGAUUUAAUUAGACUGUUUAAUAAAGGAUCGGAGGGUGAGGUGAUUAAUCAGAAGCUAUGAUUAUGUUUCAUGGUUUCAUAUAACAUGAUCGAAUCACCCUAUUGACCUGUGAUCUUGUUUUAAGUGUAUACUGGAAAAAUAUAGUUCUUUCUUUUUUUUUUUUUUUUAUUUUUUAUAUACCAUAUUAUAUCCAUUGUAUUUAUCAAAUGCAGGUAUGAAAAAAAACGAUACCAUGUUUGGAAAUCAUAACUUCUGAAAAUAGUCACGUUAUAUAUAUAUAUAUAUAUAAUUAUUUAUAAUACACGUGCACGGAUAUACAUAUGCACAUGUAUACGUGUGCGUGUGUAUAUAUGUGUAAUAUACUUUAAAUGGUAGUAAAAAAGUCGUUAAGAGGAAAAAAAAAAAAUUAAUAAGUUAAGUCGAAAGAAUGUAAUUAAAUUUCAUAUAGAACGGGACUGGUAACGUAACAAUGUACAACGAUUUAGAAAUUACUUGUAUCAUAAACGAAUCGACAAUUAAGGGACAAAUCAUAAAACUAUAUAUGUUAUUCGGUAGCUAUGUAUAUACAAAUAUAUGAUAUAACAUUAUAUGUAGAAUAUAACUAGUCACUUCUCGCGGUCACUUUAUAGAGCACAAAAUGCGAUCGACGAUCGCGAGAAAAAAUAAAUAUAUGAUAGAAGAGAAGGAAAGAAGAAAUAAUAGAUGAAACUCUUGUUUCUGAACUUCGAUUGUUAAAUGCGAUCAAUCAAUCGAGCAUUCACGAAUUUUUCUGCUAAUUGCGAGAUCACAAUGCAUCGGUUUUUAGAACACAGUAAGAAAAAAAAAAAAAAGAAAAAAGAAAAAAGAAAAAAAAACCGGUAUACUAUAACGUGCAAAAGUAUUGAAUUGUAAUACUUUGGUAAUGACUUAACUAUGAAAUGAUCUUUGCUGAAAUCAAAUUUUGAGCAAGACAAAAUUGGUGUGUCUAAAAUAUUCGUCAAAAUUAUACAACCAUCGAGAAGAAUCAUUUAAAUUAUUGGAAGUUAAUCCAAUUGUCUGAUACUUGUUUGUAUAUUGAUCAAAAUUACAAAAAGGUGCUUAUUAUACUUAAGUACUUAUUCCAUGUAAAAUCAAAGGCAUAUAUCCAUCAUACGAAUUUGAUGCAUGUACAAAUGUAAAAAAUAAAAAAGUCUUUCCCUUUAGAGUCAUCACCAAAAAAAUACCAAAGUCAAUACUUUUACACAUCACUAUGUAAUAUUUUCUUAACGGGACAGAAUCAUUGCCAAUAAUUAUAUUCACAUAUUCGUUUAAUCAGAACGAUUUCCAAAUAAAAUAAAGAAUCAUUCUCUACUCAUUACAACUCCGACUCUUGGUGUGUAAUCGAGCAUGAAUCCUCCACUUUUACCGUAAUAUUUAUUAGCAUGUUCCUUAUAAAGCUCGAAGGUACGAUGUACGCGCGAAUUCUGAGAGAGAGAGAGAGAGAGAGAGAGAGAGAGAGAGAGAGAGAGAAGAAGAGUUUGUACCAUUCUAAUGUGCGAUAUAUCAUAAUAUUGCAGCCAUAUAAAAAUUUUUCAUCUGUAUAUGGUUAUCUGUAUGUUCGUAAGGAAUGUGUUAAUGCGUCUCGCAUUAAAUAACACGGCUGUAUGAUCCGUUUUUUGUCUGUGUUUUCUUGUAAAGCCUUUUAUAAUAAAUUAAUCGAUUCCUUAAAAUGCAUCGAAGUCUGGGCACGUACGAAGCACAACGACGAUUUCUAUUUGUAUAAGACAGUGGAACGAAAUAAUAAACACAUUUGAAUGAA